GUUGUGAUUUUUUUCCAUCUUCUAAGGGGUUGUGGUGAUUGAUUUGAUUUUUCGAGCAAUUUCAAAUUUAUGUAGAAAAAUACAUUUUCAGACAUGGGGACGACAGGCCAAUCUAUUACUUUAGCCAAUAGUAUAAUAGGAGUGGGAGUUCUAGCUAUGCCCUUUUGUUUCCAACAGUGCGGGGUGCUAUUAGCUACUCUUAUCCUUGUCUUCAUGGGCCUGGUGUCUAGAUUGUGUUGCUAUUUCUUGUUGAAAUCUGCACUUAUAUCAAGAAGAAGAAAUUUUGAGUUUCUGGCAUUUCAUGUAUUUGGUCCGGCUGGCAAGUUAGCAGUGGAGGUUGGCAUAAUCGGUUUUUUAAUGGGCACUUGCAUCGCAUAUUUCGUUGUCGUCGGCGAUCUCGGGCCACAGAUCAUUGCAAAGAUGUUUAAUAUUAAUCAGAGUGAUAUUUUGAGAACAUCAAUAAUGGUGAUUGUGUCUCUGGUCUGCGUGCUACCACUGGGCCUUCUACGUAAUGUGGAUAGUUUAAGCAAUGUCAGUGCAGCCACUAUUGGAUUCUACUUCUGCUUAGUUAUAAAGGUAAUACAAGAAGCAGCGUCCCAAUUGUGGUCAGGCGACUGGUAUACAAGAGUGGAAAUGUGGCGCCCAGCAGGCUUGCUUCAAUGCGUACCUAUAUUUUCCAUGGCACUAUUCUGUCAAACGCAGCUAUUCGAAAUCUUCGAACCGCUACCAACACUCUCGUUAGAAAAGAUGAAUGUGGUGACAAAGAAUGCUAUCAACAUUUGCAAAGGAGUCUACUUUACGCUUGGACUAUUCGGCUAUAUUGCUUUUAACUCGCAUAAUAUCUCCGGCAACAUCCUAAUGAGUUUGAGCCCGACAAUGGCGAAUGACGUCAUCAAGAUGGGCUUCGUCAUGUCUCUAGCGUUCAGUUUCCCGCUCAUCAUCUUCCCUUGCAGAGCUAGUCUUUACUCGUUUCUUUACAAGAAGGUGCAUGCGUCCCAUCACGACCAUAUAAUAAACCAUUCUAUACCAGAAAUGACAUUCCGUUGCAUCACAGUGGCAAUCAUAGCAGUUACAUUAUUUAUAAGUCUACUUAUACCGAACAUAGAGCUGGUAUUGGGCCUUGUUGGAUCCACUAUUGGAGUGUUGAUUUGCGUUGUAUUCCCAGCUGCAUGUUUUGUUAAUGUCACAUUUAAAAAUACUAAUGAGAGAAUUUUGGCAAAGGGUAUAGUAAUCUUAGGACUGGUGAUAAUGGUGCUGGGCACGUACGCGAACCUGCAAGCGGCUGAGAAUCAAGUAGACAAGUACGAUGACAAGUUAACCCAGGAGCGCAUUGACAAGAUCGUUGAAGACUUUUUCGAAAAAUGGGAUAAGUCUGGUGUAAACGGAGGCAAACAUGUAAAGGAAAUUGCACCGCAACUUGAUAAAGUAUUAGCUGUAGUAGAAAAGGAUUCAGAAGUGCAACCACCCAACCCUUUACCACCAGGAUCGGCGUCUAAAGAAAAACAUGAAGCGGUUAUAAAACCUGUAAAUUCAAAAGUGGAAGAAAAAGUUAUCGAAACAAAUCUUCAACCAGUAGGACCAGUUGCCGACAAACCAAUUGAAGACAAUGAAAAGAACGUACAAUCUAAAGUGAAUGAAAUUAAAAGUAACGGAGAUGUCAUUGAAAACAAAGCAGAAAAGCCACCUAAACAGGAAAAUGCAAAAAUUGAUACAAUACAAGAAAAAACUCAAGAGAACAUUGAUAUAUUGAAACAAGAGAAACUUAUUGAGACUAUUAAACAGCACGGAGAAGAACAAAAGGAGAUGAUGAAAAAGCAGAAAGAGAUUUUAGAUGAGAUUAUUAAAACUAAAAAAGAACUUCAACAGAAUAAAAAAGAAAAACCCGAGGUGGACAGCGUAGAAGCUAAAAAAUUGGCUGUUGAAAGUAUACAGAAAAUUGCAAACAUAGCCAUACAGAGUUUAAGCGGAGUCACUGAUAAACCAGUCGAUGUUCAACCAGGGAAUAAAGAAUCUGAACCUCUACAGAAAAUAGCUAACGAAGCCGUUCAAGAAAUCGCCAAAAAGGCUGUAGAAUCUAUUGUCGCUAUUAACGAAAUAAAUGAGAAACAAAAUUUGGAAACUAAAGGCAAUAUGGCUGAGCAACAAAUAAGUAUAAAUCAAGUGCCAGAGCAACAUGUAAACGAUCAAAAUAUUCAAAUUCAACAAAAUGAACAAAACUCCGGCCCAAAGGCGAACAUUGAUAAUAAUAUUCCUAUAGCACAAAAACUAAUUAAUUCGCAACCAUUGGCUCAUAUUCAAAAUGACAUAGCAAAAAAUAUAAACGCAGGAAACCAAAUAGAUAUUCAACCUGAAAAAGAACAACAAGUGAAAACCGUUCAAGGUUUCGUUCAAUCAGCAAACGCAGCGAAUCAAGGCCAAGCUGUCAAAAAUGUAGCCGAACCACCUGUUAACCAAAUGAAUGAAUCUCCUCCAGUUAAUGCCCAAGCACCAAAUAUUAACCAGCAACCUGAAAAUAUUAAAACUGCAAACGUAGCAAUUCCACAAUCUAACGUUAUACCUGAACAACCAGGCAUAAAUAUUGGACAACCUACCAAUAUAGUAAUUAAACCACCUGAACAAAAUGUGCCUAUAAAUGAAGGACACCAGUUAGCUAAUGCAAAUGCUCAAUUUAUUAAUGUAGCAAAACCACUUUUGAAUAACCAAGCUGCAAACGUAGGAAAUCAACAAGCUGAUAUUCCGCCAGUGGCUAAUGCACAAGUCAAUAAUAUUCAAAAUGAAAAUCUAGCCCCUAAUAACGUGCCAAAUCAAGCUAUACCGAAUAAAGAACUUGUUGAAAAUGAAAAUCAAGAAGUAGAAAAACAAAAACUUCACUUACACUCUCCUGAUGAGCCCCAGUCGUAUAAAGUAGGCGAAGAUUCACAAUUAAAAUCGACUAUGCAGAAAAAUAUAGCCGAUAAUAUACCACUUCCAAUCGCAAUAAAAGCUCAAGCACAAAUUGCCCAAAUUGCAAAUAAACCCAUGAGAGAAAUCUUAGAAGCUGAUAACGGUGACUUAGAAAAUGUUGAUGGUGCUAAAGUUGUUUUUGAAAAUGAAAACACUGUUCCUAGACAAAAAAGAGAAGUAGUAGACUGUACAGAAAAAUUAUUACUACCUCCUGAAGACAAAGAAAUUUGUGAAGCUCUAAUAACUGAUCAUAAAAUUGAGAAACGUUCCGAAGAAAUUCUGCCUUCUAAAGUUGAUUUAAAUGACGUACUUGAAAGACAAAACCUGAAUUUUGACGCAAUACAUCACGUAAGAUCUUUAAAAAGUUACGACAAAACGUAAAAUUAAAUAGAAAGUUCAAAUUUUGUUGGGAAUAACGUGUAGUGAGAUAAUAUAGGGAAUGUACAAUAACUAUUAGGUUAUAAUGAUAUGUCACUUAGCUAUCAUGUAAGUGUUAUAUAUCGGAGAUCUGUAACUAAUAGACAUAAGGUGGACAGUCGAUUGACAAUUUUACUUGUGAAUUCUACGACGCCUCGCAGCUGAUAGUUGUUUGCGCUUUCCCUAUUGUUGCAUUUACUUAUUAACUUAUUCUUGUGUGUAUAUAAUACUGUCAAAUUUUGGUAUAUUGUACAUGUUCGAGAUCUCAAUUACCAUUACCGAAAAUUAUUUUGAUUCUGUUGACUAUAGUAAGUUAGUUUUCAACGACUUUUCUACUGAAAAAUACGUACAAAAUUAGUGCCCCAUAGUAAUUUGUGAAUCAUUUUGAAUCUGGACCGCGAUACAAAUACCAUGUUAAAACAUUUUUUUUUAAUUUGACACGUGAAGUUCCUAACAUCAUCUAUUAAUUUACUAGAACAGUACUAUUUCAAAAGAGUGCAGAUUUAUGUAUGGUCAGAAUCGGCACUCGUGUAGUAUCUUUGAAUGUUAUCAACUCUGCCCUCGGAACGAAAAAGGACACAACUAACAUUUUUAUUAAAAUUGAGUUACAUACAUAUUCAGAAUCAGGAAAAAAGAUCAAUUUACUUUUUUUUAGUACAAAUACAUCUCAAUAAUGGUUGAAUAUACUGCAAGUUCAAAGGGCGCAACUGACAUCAAUAAUCCGAUUUAUUUUCUAUAAAAAGUCAUAUUUGACGUUUAUUAUGUUAAAAACACUAAUAUAAAAGGAUUUUACUUAGUAACGUAUGGAACGGUGCCCUUAUUAUGUAGUUAAUUACAAUAUAAUAACACAAAAAAGGCACAACUGAAUACAACAGUGCCUUAGAGUUCUAUUUAUGAGUCAAUUAUUAAAAGUCGCAUUUAUAUUAGUUAUACCCUUUGUAUGCAAUAAUGAUAUUUUUAAAUGAAACUUUUGUAUAAAACACAUGGUAUGUAUUUAUAACAUUAAUAAGCUAUUUAAUAUCAAACGUAACCAUAUUUUAAUUUUUAUCAGAAACAUCUCCAAAUCUAAAAUUCGUUUCUUGUGCCUUUAUUUCUUCCGAAGACAGAACUAUAAUGUAUAGUGUAAGCAACAUUGACUGAU
Messenger RNA from Hyposmocoma kahamanoa, 4501 nucleotides. Its product is annotated as putative sodium-coupled neutral amino acid transporter 10. The record is from RefSeq and is a predicted model, not a curated record. Gene Ontology annotation, molecular function: amino acid transmembrane transporter activity. NCBI's taxonomy places the organism in Eukaryota, Metazoa, Arthropoda, Insecta, Lepidoptera, Cosmopterigidae. Bases 94 to 3324 code for a protein of 1076 amino acids. Gene Ontology annotation, biological process: amino acid transmembrane transport. The transcript has 10 exons.